CGCAAACAACACAGGGUAAAUAUUUUCCAGCCUUGUUUAGCGGCUGUAUGCGUGGUAAGGGCGCACCGUAUCAUUCGGAAAGUGUUUGCAGAGCCAAGGUCAAUUCGUGCUGGGUCCAAAUUGUUUAACUUAUCGAGGACCAUUUUACAUUCUGCGGCCAUGUUUUAAAUUAUCGAUGACAUCAAUCGCUUUGGAAGCAGAAGCCAGCCCCGUUCGUCCGCCUCCAAUCAGAUGAUAGCAGGGACGAGCUAGGAGACUGUUAUUGUUUCACUGGGCUGGAUCAAAGUUGUGUAGAGUGGAGGGUUGCUUCGAAGGCAGGUGAACGCGCAGAAGACUUAAACGCGCAUACACUUGGGCAAUCUUUUUAUUUGCAAAGCUCGCCUUAAAAGCGUUUUUCUUUGCUCGACCAAUAUGGUGACCCUCUCCUCAAUAAUACGACCAGUCGGUCGGCUGCUCCAUCGACAGCUAUCCAGACAAGGCAAGGGUCAGCGGCUGGUCCCAGUGAGAAGAUGUAACCUCACCGCAUGCUCCAGCAAAUAUGUGCUUUCACACAUGCAUCCAAUGUGGCAGGAGCCCCUGGCCAUCCCGGGAGGUGACCGCCAGUCCCCUAUUGACAUUGUGGUUCGGAAGAGCCUGUUUGACCCCCAUCUGAAGCCCCUGGUCCCCGCGUACGACCCCCAGACCUGCCAGCAGAUCUGGAACAACGGAUACUCCUUCCUGGUGGAGUACGACGACACCACAGACAAGUCCACAUUGAAAGGGGGCCCCCUGGAAGACCAGUUCCGCCUCUGUCAGUUCCACUUCCACUGGGGCGAGAGCAACGCCUGGGGCUCCGAGCACACGGUGGACAGGAAGCUGUUCCCGGCGGAGCUCCACAUCGUCCACUGGAACACGGAGAAGUAUGACCUGUUUGAAGAGGCUGUCAUGGAGGAGAACGGGUUGGCUGUUAUCGGUGUCUUCCUCAAGAUCGGAAAGAGACACGAAGGACUGCAGAAACUAGUCGACGCUCUGCCCGCUGUCAGACACAAGGACAGCACGGUGGAUUUUGAACGGUUCGACCCGGCCUGUCUGCUGCCUAGCAACAUCAACGACUACUGGACCUACCAUGGCUCCCUGACCACGCCCCCUCUGACGGAGGCCGUCACCUGGAUCGUCAUGAAGCAGCACAUCGAAGUCAGCCACGACCAGCUGGCGGUGUUCCGGAGCCUUCUGUUUACGUCUGCUGAGGAGGAGGUGCAGAAAGGCAUGGUCAACAACUUCCGCGUGCAGCAGCCGCUUCGAGGCCGACCAAUCCGCUCCUCCUUCUCACCCUUCCUGACCGGGGAAGAGCCCGCCCUCUGACCUGGAAGAGCCCGCCCUCUGACCUGGAAGAGCCCGC
Molecule: messenger RNA, 1378 nt
Organism: Gadus chalcogrammus (walleye pollock)
Lineage: Eukaryota; Metazoa; Chordata; Actinopteri; Gadiformes; Gadidae
Gene: ca5a
Product: carbonic anhydrase Va
Exons: 7
Coding region: 412-1341 (309 amino acids)
Cellular component (GO): mitochondrion; cytoplasm
Molecular function (GO): carbonate dehydratase activity; zinc ion binding
Source: RefSeq, a predicted model, not a curated record